This is a messenger RNA of Symphalangus syndactylus (siamang), 3520 nucleotides long. RefSeq names its product zinc finger protein 213 (gene ZNF213). Gene Ontology annotation, cellular component: nucleus. The record is from RefSeq and is a predicted model, not a curated record. Gene Ontology annotation, biological process: regulation of transcription by RNA polymerase II; embryo development. Lineage: Eukaryota; Metazoa; Chordata; Mammalia; Primates; Hylobatidae. Gene Ontology annotation, molecular function: DNA-binding transcription factor activity, RNA polymerase II-specific; RNA polymerase II transcription regulatory region sequence-specific DNA binding.
GGCAGCCUGAGAAUUCUUCCUGUUCAUUGGCCAUCAGUCAUGGAGAAGGCGGGCUCAGUGGACGAACGGCUUUCUGGGAGCUGGGGAAUGCUUGCGCUGCGUAGUUUCCUAGCGAGCCCCGCGAGGACUUCCGGCGCCGGGAGCUCGCGCCGGAAGUGGGAUCUCCUGGGCCGUCGUGGGCGUUGUGUGUUUCGGGGGUGGGGGCGGGGGCGGGGGCUCUGGCCGCCUGGCUCCGACAUUAAGCACCGGGCUCCGGGUGGCCAGGAUCAGCGCCCCGAGGCAGAGGCCGGAGGGCGCGCGCACUGCUAGGAAGUGCUGGUCCCCCGCGCCACUCUGCCUGCUUGGUCCCCGGGCAGACGCCCCUGCACGAUCGCCGCUCGCCCCGCAGGCGAGGCUGCGGGGGACAGCGCGGGGCUCCGGCUGGCUCGCCUUCCCGCCUGCCGUGUCCUGCUGAGCGACCCUGGAAUACACAUCCAGAUGCUGGCCCAGCUACCACAGGGGAUCCCUCUGGGAGACUGAAAGUACAGGUUCUGGGGCCCAGGUUGAGGCCGACCAACCCUGAGCCUCAGGCCAGGGGAAUGGCAGCCCCCUUGGAGCCCCAGGACCAGGCCCCCGGGGAGGGAGAAGGGCUUCUGAUUGUGAAAGUGGAAGAUUCCUCCUGGGAACAGGAAUCUGCCCAGCAUGAGGACAGCAGGGAUUCCGAAGCCUGCCGCCAGCGCUUCCGGCAGUUCUGCUAUGGGGAUGUGCAUGGGCCUCAUGAGGCCUUCAGCCAGCUCUGGGAGCUCUGCUGCCGCUGGCUGCGGCCCGAGCUGCGUACCAAGGAGCAGAUCCUGGAGCUGCUGGUGCUGGAGCAGUUCCUGACAGUGCUGCCAGGGGAGAUCCAGGGCUGGGUGCGUGAGCAGCACCCGGGAAGCGGCGAGGAGGCUGUCGCCUUGGUGGAGGACCUACAGAAGCAGCCAGUGAAAGCCUGGGCACAGGAUGUGCCCUCGGAGGAGGCGGAACCCGAGGCUGCAGGCCAGGGAUCUCAGGCCAAGGGGCCUCCCCCAAUGGUGGGGGCAUGGAGGCGGCCAUCUGUUCCCCAGGAGCAGCACAGCCAUAGCGCCCAGCCUCCUGCUCUUCUUAAAGAGGGGUGUACCAGAGAGACGACGGACACCUGCUUUGUCUCUGGGGUCCAUGGACCUGUGGCAUUGGGAGACAUUCCAUUCUAUUUCUCCCGGGAAGAAUGGGGCACUCUGGACCCUGCUCAGCGGGAUCUCUUCUGGGACAUAAAGCGGGAGAACUCCCGGAACACCACCCUGGGUUUGGGGCUCAAAGGCCAAAGUGAGAAGUCCCGGCUGCAGGAAGUGGUGCCGGUGGUGCCGGGCCAGACAGGCAGCGACGUGACUGUGUCCUGGAGCCCCGAGGAGGCUGAGGGCUGGGAGAGCGAGAACCGGCCGAGGGCGGCCCUGGGCCCAGUGGUGGGCGCGCGACGGGGACGGCCACCCACUCGCCGGCGCCAGUUCCGGGACCUGGCAGCCGAGAAGCCGCACAGCUGCGGGCAGUGUGGAAAGCGCUUCCGCUGGGGCUCGGACCUGGCGCGGCACCAGCGCACGCACACGGGCGAGAAGCCACACAAGUGUCCUGAGUGCGACAAGAGCUUCCGCAGCUCCUCGGACCUGGUGCGCCACCAAGGCGUGCACACGGGCGAGAAGCCCUUCUCCUGUUCCGAGUGUGGCAAGAGCUUCAGCCGCAGCGCCUACCUGGCCGACCACCAGCGCAUCCACACGGGUGAGAAGCCUUUCGGCUGCAGCGACUGCGGCAAGAGCUUCUCGCUGCGCUCCUACCUGCUGGACCAUCGGCGUGUGCACACCGGUGAGCGGCCCUUCGGCUGCGGAGAGUGCGACAAGAGCUUCAAGCAGCGCGCGCACCUCAUCGCGCAUCAGAGCCUGCACGCCAAGAUGGCCCAGCCCGUGGGGUGAGCAGCCGGCUUGGCCGGAAAGCCCGGGGGAAGCCCAGUCACGGCACAUCCUGCUUCGUUCACCACUGGGACUCUCCUUCCAUCUGUGGCCACCUCCUGGGCUGUCCGAGGGACCCCAGGGGACCUCACACUCGGAGCUCGCCUGCCCUGCUCAGCUCUGAGGACCUGCCCAGCACUCAAAGGGAACGGAAGCCUCCCCUUCCCGCCCCCUGAUCUUGUCCUCUGUCCCCCUUCCGCGCCUAGCGUUUCUCUUCCCCUCUAGUUUCCUGGAGCCCCAACACAUUCCUGGCAGGGGCAGCAGGGUGGCGAGGACUCAGGUCUAGGUCCCUUCCCAGAAGUCUCCGAGCCUCAUUUCACUGUGUGGCUCUUUGGCCCCCACCCUGUGGGGUGGGUCCAUGGGUCAGGCCUCUGCCCUGCCCACCUGUGCCUUUCAGUGGGCGUGGAGGACUGGCCUUGGCCCCCCAGGGGACUGCUGGACUUUGGGAGAGACAGUCAGCCCACACCUGUGGGACCGCGGGUCUUAGUCACGGCGGCAGGGGCUUUCUGGCCCCCACCCACUCCCAUUUCCAGGCCAUGACCACUCUGCCCUGUCCUAGCCACACGGACUCGGCCUGCCUUUGCCCUCGGCCUACUUGCCCUAGCAUGAGGCUCUGAGAGCCACCUGCUCACCAGUCUGGUGAGGAUAAUGGUGGCUCCAGCGACAGGAGGCCAACCCUGGAGACCAAGAACAGGGCGCCUGGCUGCCAUCUGCUCCUCCAGAGGUGCGGCUGCACCAGACUCAGCACUAGCACUCCAUCACCACUAGCACCUCACUCCAUCGGCACUAACGCCCCACUCCAUCGGCCCCGGCAUCCUGCUCCAUCGGCACUGGCGCCCUGCUCCAUCGGCACUAACGCCCCACUCGGCGUCCCACUCCAUCGGCACUAACGCCCCCACUCCAGCGGCACUAACACCCCCACUCCAGCGGCACUAAUGAUCCGCUCCUUUGGCAUUGGCGCCCCACUCUAUCAGCACUAACGCCUCGCUCCUUCGGCACUAAGGUCCUGCUCCAUCGGCUCUAACGCCCCGCUCCAUCGGCUCUAACGCCCCGCUCCAUCGGCUCUAACGCCCCGCUCCAUCGGCACUGGUGCCCCACUCCGUUGUCACUACCGUCCAGCUCCAUCGGCACUACCACCCCGCUCCAUCAUCACUACGUCAAGCUCCAUCGGCACUGGCGCCCCAUUCCAUCGGCACUAACGCCCCCUCCAUCGGCACUAACACCCCACUUUACCGGCACUGGUGCCCCGCUCCGCUGGCACCGGCGCCCCGCUCCAUCGGCACUAACGCCCCGCUCCAUCGGCACUAACGCCCUGCUCCAUUGGCGUUAACGCCCCACUCGGCGCCCCACUCCAUCAGCACUAACGUACCCCGCUCCAUCGGCAUUAACGCCCCGCCUCAUUGGCACUUUGCUGCUGCCUCCUGAGCACUGCCUUCCAUGAACGGGGACAGACCAGAGGCCCUGCAAGGACUCCCCCACGGACCUCCAAAGGGCAACAGAAGAGUAUUAAUAAACGUGAAAACUUA